This is a messenger RNA of Pyrus x bretschneideri (Chinese white pear), 970 nucleotides long. Its product is annotated as elongation factor 1-beta 2. The record is from RefSeq and is a predicted model, not a curated record. The transcript is spliced from 2 exons. Gene Ontology annotation, biological process: translational elongation. Gene Ontology annotation, cellular component: cytosol; eukaryotic translation elongation factor 1 complex. Bases 78 to 749 code for a protein of 223 amino acids. NCBI's taxonomy places the organism in Eukaryota, Viridiplantae, Streptophyta, Magnoliopsida, Rosales, Rosaceae. Gene Ontology annotation, molecular function: translation elongation factor activity; guanyl-nucleotide exchange factor activity.
GCCUAACAAAUCUCUCUCUCGCCCUACUACUCUCACUCCUCGGCCGCCUCUCUUAACUCUCUCUCUCUCAAAUCGCCAUGGCCAUCACCUUCUCAGAUCUCUACACCGAUGCCGGUCUCAAAGCCCUCGAUGAGUUCCUCGCCAGCAAAUCUUACAUCUCUGGAGACAAGCUGACUUUGGAUGAUAUCAAGGUCUACGCCGCCGUGUUGGAGAAGCCCGCCGGUUCUUUUGCCAAUGUCAGCAAGUGGUACAACGCCGUUUCGUCCCAACUCGCUUCCACCUUCCCCGGCAAGGCUGCCGGAGUGAGAGUCAGCAGCGGCAAGGCUGAGGCUGCUGCACCCGCUCCCGCUGCCGCCGCUGGAGGCGAUGACGAUGACGAUUUGGACCUCUUUGGCGACGAGACUGAGGAGGACAAGAAGGCCGAGGCGGAGUUGGCGGCAGCCAAAAAGGCGUCUACCAAGAAGAAGGAGAGUGGAAAAUCCUCUGUUCUUUUGGAUGUCAAGCCUUGGGACGAUGAGACUGACAUGAAGAAGCUCGAGGAGGCUGUUCGGAGUGUCGAGAUGGAGGGUCUCUUCUGGGGCGCAUCGAAAUUGGUUUCUGUUGGUUACGGGAUCAAGAAGUUGCAGAUCAUGCUCACCAUUGUCGAUGACCUUGUUUCCGUCGAUGACCUCAUCGAAGAGCAGCUUACUGUUGAGCCCCGCAAUGAGUACAUCCAGAGCUGUGACAUUGUUGCCUUCAACAAAAUUUAAUCCUACUACCUGCGUUGCACUGCUCUUCGUUAUCAUAUUUACUUGUUCGAUUUGGAUUUGUGGUAGCAAUUUUCGCGAGUCAAUCUACUUUUGAUCUUUACAUGAUGAUAUAUGGUUUUAAUUUGUGCUUCUAGUUGUUGGCUUGUGCUAUUUUGAGUUUUGUAAUCCUUAAGUUAUACAGUUAAUGUGGUGAUUAUAACAUGAUGCUUAAUUGCUAUCUA